UACACUCUGUCUCUCUCGCUCAUUCAGCGCAUGGCUCACUCUCUCUACGCUCAACACACGCUGAUCCUCGCCUCCUCACUGCAUCUGUCCUCCCUGAAGUGAGGUACCAUGCAUCCUGCUCCCUCCUCCUCCUCCUCCUCCUCUCCGCUUGUCUGUUGCCAUUCAAGGGGACCGUAAAGCCUGUGUUACUGGCUCAAAGGACUUUGGAGACGGGACAAGGUUGUUUUGCCGGGUCCGAGGACAGCUGCUGGACACGCUGCAGUUGUUUCCGCUUUCUGUUGGGAUGCGGAUCUUCCCUGGGCAUCUGCUUGCUGAGUAACAACGCUUGAUUCCUCUGAAAGUUGCUGAAGGGCACGUCAAUCAAGAACCUCGUCCUUGUUUCUCAGGGAACGGUGAAGACUCGAUUCAGUGGAGUCAGACCGGCACAGGAUCCCCAUCUCAACCCUUCACACACUGACCAGGACUGCACUGCUGCUAUGAGCAAUCUUGAAACAACAUCAGCGUGAGAGUCUUCUCCUUAAAGAAACUGAACAAUCUCAUGCUUCUGGUAUUUCUGCCUGUCCAGUUGAGAUUCAGCAGCACUAAGCAGAAGUGGCUUGGAUUACCGGCUUUCGAUUUAACAUAAGAACAACAAGGACUUUAUCUAGGUUCCACAGACGGAAUAAAAAUACUGUUUAGUACUUUGAGGACAGCUCUCGUGGCCUUAGCUAACAACCAUGCAGGUAUCCUUUGCAUGCACGGACCACGGGCUGAAGGCCCCGCGAAACGGCGAGCACAGCAAGCAGAACGCCACCAGCCCCAACACAGCCAGCAAGGCCCGCGCCCGCUUCCGCACCGUGGCCCUGAUCGCCCGCAGCCUGAGCACCUUCACCCACCGCUACCACCAUAACCUCAAGGAGUCCACCGCCAAGCUCACAGGCAUGAAGUACCGGAACCUGGGGAAAUCUGGGUUGCGUGUCUCCUGUCUGGGGCUGGGCACAUGGGUAACAUUUGGAGGUCAGAUCUCUGAUGAGGUGGCAGAACAGCUGAUGACUAUCGCCUAUGAGAGCGGGGUCAACCUGUUUGACACAGCUGAAGUCUACUCCGGUGGGAAAGCAGAGAUAAUCCUUGGAAACAUCAUCAAGAAAAAAUGCUGGAGGAGAUCCAGCCUGGUUAUCACAACGAAGCUCUACUGGGGAGGAAAAGCAGAGACAGAAAGAGGCCUCAACAGAAAGCACAUCAUUGAAGGUUUAAAGGGCUCCCUCCAGAGGAUGCAACUUGACUAUGUGGAUGUGGUUUUCGCCAACCGGCCAGACAGCAACACUCCCAUGGAGGAGAUAGUGAGAGCAAUGACACAUGUGAUCAACCAGGGGAUGUCCAUGUACUGGGGGACGUCACGGUGGUCCGCCAUGGAGAUUAUGGAAGCAUACUCUGUGGCUAGGCAGUUCAAUCUAAUUCCACCAGUGUGUGAGCAGGCAGAGUAUCACUUCUUCCAGAGGGACAAGGUGGAAACUCAGUUGCCAGAGCUCUACCAUAAGAUAGGUGUGGGUGUAGUGUCCUGGUCACCUUUGGCCUGUGGUAUCAUCACUGGGAAGUACGAGAAUGGUGUCCCGGAAACCUCCAGGGCCUCAAUGAAGCCAUAUCAGUGGUUGAAGGAGAAAGUAACGAGUGAGGACGGGAGAAAACAACAAGCCAAGCUAAAGGAACUGACUCCUAUCGCGGAGAAGCUCAGCUGUACUUUGCCACAGCUUGCCAUAGCCUGGUGCCUGAGGAACGAGGGAGUGAGCUCAGUGCUGCUGGGAUCCUCCAAUCCAACCCAGCUAACAGAGAACCUGGGAGCCAUUCUGGUCAUUCCAAAGAUGACACCAGGCAUUGCCACAGAAGUUGAUCAUAUACUGGGAAAUCGCCCUCACAGUAAAAAGGACUACCACCAUUAAAAUGGACCCUGUUUCAGUGAACUAUGCUCCUAAAAACGUAUCAAAGCUAUCAGCCAUGGCACUAAGUGCGUGCCCGACUUUGCUUGUGUGCGCGUUUGAAUGUGUAAAGUGUUCUGCUUGGCUCCCUGUCUCUAAGAAGAUCAGCCAGUAUCAUUAUUGUAAAGUGAGCUACCUGACAUAACAUGCAUGCUACAUCUAUAGCAGUUGGCCCCUGGACUAGACAACAUUUACAAAAUCCUGCAACAUGAUUUCUGAAGCGAAUGCCACAUCCGCUCUAACAAGCUGCUAGAACCACAUUUAAAAUAGCAUAAAACUAGAUUAUGGAAAAUAGAUGACUGCAACAAGCAUGUGCCAGUUACCAGCAAUCAUAAUUUUCUGAAUAAAGGGUGCCAUUGCAUUUAGAAAAGAAGACUUAUAGGUACCUAUUGUACACAAAACACAUAAGCUCAUGGCGGUGCAGUAUCAUAAAAAGGAUAAGGUGUUUCGAAAUGUACCCAAAUCUACCUUACUAGAUGUUUGUGAUGUAACGAAAAAAAUCAAUAAUGAAGUGUAAUUGGGCCUGUUAUCGGGCAACUGGAUGAUAUGCAUACACUUCAAACGCAGUUUGAGCUGUUCUUAUAGCAUUUUGAAUUAUGAGAGUAGGCUACUGGAUUAACUAAAGUUCUGCUCACAAUGUUGUUGCUGAUACAAAGAGAGCUAAAUUUAACUAAAAUAUGUAUCAAAACAUCUGUACUGACUCUUAAACAUCUGUACUGACUCUUAAACAUCUGUACUGACUGUUAAAUAUAUUUUCCUAACUCAGCAGCUGUGUCAGAAUAACCUUUUCAUCUCCUUGCGAUGUAUUUUGUUUUUGUUUUCAGUGAUGCAAAAGUACAGCAAAGUGUACUCCAACUCAUUUUAAUUUGAACUAUGCCGGACUUUCUGUAAGUGAGGAUAUUGUCGGAUUCAUUUAAUGUCAGUGUUUGUUGUGGAUACAACUUUUGCCAAGGGGAAGUUGGGUAGAGAUGAUCUUCCUGAGGGGCAGAUGGUGAAUUUAGCAAACAAAGCCAUGGAGCUGAUGAAGAGACUCAAAAACAUAUGGACCCCUGGAGUCAUUGCACCUGGAUCUCUUACCCAAUUUCUAGAUGCCAGUUUUACAUAAUGAAUUGUUCUUUGUUAUGUCAAACGUGUAUUUUGGUGUCCUUCAUAAGAUUUGUACAUACAUAUCAAGAGCGUAUAAUUCUCAUGUAAUAGGUUUUAGAAGAUAUAGUAAUUUUCUAUUAAUGUUAUGGAUGCCUUCUAACUUUCGCCCCUAACACAUUUAAAUAACAAAGCUAGUCGUAGACUUCUUGUUUGCUGAGUUACAUUGUAAACCGCAGUAAAAAAGAAAAUAAAAAUAAACUUGAACAACUCUACCGUAGUUACUGCUGUUUGGCGUUGGGGUUCGUCUGUGUCUUCCUGUUUUAUAAUAAAAUAAUGUGUAAAAUAUG
This is a messenger RNA of Notothenia coriiceps (black rockcod), 3385 nucleotides long. It is a transcript of the gene kcnab1b, whose product is annotated as potassium voltage-gated channel subfamily A regulatory beta subunit 1b. Gene Ontology annotation, cellular component: membrane; cytoplasm; voltage-gated potassium channel complex. The record is from RefSeq and is a predicted model, not a curated record. The transcript has 15 exons. Gene Ontology annotation, biological process: potassium ion transport; transmembrane transport; regulation of potassium ion transmembrane transport. Bases 717 to 1916 code for a protein of 399 amino acids. Gene Ontology annotation, molecular function: voltage-gated potassium channel activity; potassium channel regulator activity; transmembrane transporter binding. Lineage: Eukaryota; Metazoa; Chordata; Actinopteri; Perciformes; Nototheniidae.